UUAUGUAGACGGUGCGGGUGUCCUGUCAAAAUACAUUAAGCUUCGCCCCUGACGGACACGCAGGGAGACUUUGAUGUGGCUGCGGACAUCAGAGCGUGCGCUCGCUCAUUCUGCCGGUGAGGAGAAGAGCGUCACCGCGCGACUGAGCUGCGCGCGCUCACGUGGAACCUAUAAGCGGACGUGGCGCGCAGAGCUUGUGAGUAGUCUUGAGGAGAGGAGGAGAGGAUAAUCGUGGGAGAAGACAGCAUCUGUACCGCUGUGGCAGGAAUACUCAAAAUGACAUUAUCACAAAGUCUUUUCUCUCUUUUUUGUAACACAUAGCUGUCCAACUUUGUUAUAUGUGAGCAAGAGAGUCCAGCCAUGCAGCUGAAUCAGACUGGAGUUCAAACACUGGCUCCAGAGCCAUGUGAGCAGCAAAUACUACAGGAGGACAACCCUGGAAACUGUAGCGGAGGUCCCACUAGCAACCUGUCGCUGCACUGCUGGCUGCAGCUCCUCACAAAGGAAUCUAUCAUGGAAUUUCAAGGAGACAGCUCCAGUCUAGUGGUGCGUGUGAUGAUAGCAUGUGUCUACUCUAUAGUUUGUGCGCUCGGGCUGGUGGGAAACUCACUGGCUCUGUACCUGCUGCACUCACGUUACAGGCAGAAGCAAUCAUCCAUCAACUGCUUUGUGAUGGGUCUGGCUAUCACAGACCUCCAGUUUGUUCUGACUUUACCUUUCUGGGCAGUGGACACAGCCCUGGACUUCCGCUGGCCAUUUGGCCGUGUGAUGUGCAAAAUCAUCAGUUCCGUUACCACAAUGAACAUGUACGCCAGUGUAUUCUUCCUCACAGCUAUGAGUGUGGCACGCUAUUACUCCAUCUCCUCUGCAUUGAAGAUGCACAGCAGGCGGGCAGCAGCCACCAGGGCAAAGUGGACAAGCCUGGGCAUCUGGGCUGUCUCUCUGCUGGCCACUUUGCCUCAUGCCAUCUACUCCACUAGUGCCCAGGUGUCAGAUGAGGAGCUAUGCCUGGUGCGCUUUCCAGACUCAGGUAGUUUGGAUCCACAGCUUCUUUUGGGUCUAUACCAGCUGCAAAAGGUUCUGCUGGGUUUCCUUAUUCCUCUGAUCAUAAUCACUGUCUGCUAUCUGCUGCUACUGCGCUUGAUCUUCACCAGACGCAUAGCAGGUGCAGCAGGGCCAGAGAUUGAGCAGGGCCGGCAAAAUCGUCGUUCCAAAGUCACCAAAUCCAUUGUCAUCGUCGUUCUGUCCUUCUUUCUGUGCUGGCUUCCCAAUCAGGCGCUGACUCUGUGGGGAGUGCUCAUAAAGUUUGACCUUGUGCCCUUCAGCAAGGCUUUCUACAAUGUGCAGGCCUAUGCCUUCCCCCUGACUGUGUGUUUGGCACACACCAACAGCUGCCUCAACCCUGUGCUCUACUGCCUGGUUCGCAGGGAGUUUCGGGCAGGUCUCAAGGAACUUCUCCUCCACGCCACUCCAUCCUUCAGGAGCCUGACUCACCUGCUGCAUCGCAAGGCCAAAGUGGCUGAGGCGCCUCCUGUUCUGGUGCUGGUCCAAAUGGAUGUCUGACUUGCUUAUAGUGACACAAUAGCUGAUGCAGUGAGUGACUGACACACAAAAGUGAAAGCUGCAUAUAACGCUAUUGAUCUGCUGUGUAUCAUGACAAUGCAUUCAUCUCAAGCCUGAACACAGAGAAUCAAAAAUAUCUUUGGCUUCUGAAAACAAUAUAAUCAUGAUGGACUACCCAGUGGGAUGCCCCUUUCACUUUCAAUGCGUGCUCCACCAUUCGCUCUGCUGUAAAUGUUUUUACUUGUUAUGCAGCGACUGUUGCUGUUCGUCUCUCUGUUUCUCUCUCUGCCUCUGACAGGCAAGUACUGCUCUCUGGUAAACUGUCAUGAAUAUGUAUAGAUGUCAGUCAUAAAUGAGAUUUAAAUAGUUGCAGCUCUCAGACACGCUUGACAUGAACUCAGUUAAAUCUAAUUGUAAACCUCAAUUAACAUUUGCCGCACCAUCGACAUCACUCACAGAGGCUGAAAACUACGCUAUCAACAGUGCGUGAGCAUCUCAGUGAAAAAACUCUCUGACUGUGAACUGCUGAGGGAUUUACUUUGGUACAACAAGUGUAUAUUACAACCCAGAUGAGAGAGAAACAUGAAUAGGAAAUGAGUAAUGGGUAAGUUUUCCAGUGUGCUGGCCAGUCGUUGUGUUUGUGUUUGUUCUAUGGUGCAAUUGUGUACAUUGCUCGAUAUAGUAAAAGCUAAAUAUUUUUUUUUAAAAAGUAACCCUUAACAAAUCAUUUAAAAUGUGGGUAAACAGUGUACAGAAUAUAGAUUUGCUAAAUCUGAAAGACAAUAAAAGAGCAAAGUGAGUGAAAAGCCUAUUGCUGCAUAUUUGUAAAAAAAAAAAAACGAGAGAGAGAAAGAGAAUUCAACUACUGUUCAACGUCUGUGCAAUUUAUUUUUCUAGGAAAAAGAAUUGCGUAAUAGUUGAUUGGUCAAAAGGUUCAUGACUCAAAUUGUGACAAAACAAAAGGCUACAAAAUCAGUAGAAGGUACAAGAACUUAAACCAAUAUCCUAUCCCUUUUUUAAGGUAAGACGAUGACCCACUCAGACACAGACACACACUGGGCGCACAUCAUGUACGUGGUGUGUCUGAAUGAACAACAUAAUUAAUCAUUUAGAACUUGCAUUAAAUUUGCAGAUUUGUGUGUCUUUGCAGCAUAUUGAAACCAGGCCAUUCAUUCAUAAGAAUUAAGCAUCUCUCAACAGGACAGUCCACUGAUGCCAGCACCAGCUGUUCCUUCUCUGUUAUAUUACACAGGUUACAUGUGCAAAAGCACAUAACCAAGUGAAACUGAUGUGAUACUGUGAUCUGCUGUGAAUAUACUGCCUCUCUGUAUUCUAACAUGACUGUGGCCAUAAUCAUGAUAUUUUAUGGAGGACAUUUGUUGAUUUGGUAUUAUAUUGUGUGAACUUAUGAUGUGUAAAAAUGGAGUAAAAAUUCAAUUAAAAACCCUUAC
Messenger RNA from Seriola aureovittata, 3014 nucleotides. RefSeq names its product relaxin family peptide receptor 3.2b (gene rxfp3.2b). The record is from RefSeq and is a predicted model, not a curated record. The transcript has a single exon. Gene Ontology annotation, biological process: G protein-coupled receptor signaling pathway; immune response. Gene Ontology annotation, cellular component: membrane. Lineage: Eukaryota; Metazoa; Chordata; Actinopteri; Carangiformes; Carangidae. The coding region runs from base 361 to 1563 and encodes 400 amino acids. Gene Ontology annotation, molecular function: G protein-coupled receptor activity.